Clunio marinus is the source of this 1091-nucleotide messenger RNA. NCBI's taxonomy places the organism in Eukaryota, Metazoa, Arthropoda, Insecta, Diptera, Chironomidae. The record is from the annotation of a GenBank genome assembly.
AGUUUUAUUUAAGUUUUACUGCCAAUAUCAGUCGCUUUUGAAGUUCUGAAUUAUUCUAAAUAGUGAAAUUUAUUGUAAUAAAAUGUUAAAAAAUGUUCUUCAACUUGUGAUCGUCAUUUGCAGUUUCAUUGAAUUUGUGAGACUUGAAAAUUAUUUACCAAUUUUGUUGUGGCAUUCGGCUGGUGCGCCAUGCAUUGGAACUGAAAUUAAUACUUACAUAAAUUUCAUAAAAUUAAAGUUAGGAAAUGAUGUUUACAUAAGAUCAGCAUGUCUUGACAAUAAUCCAUCAAUUGAUAAUUUUAAAAGUUUAACAAUCCAUCCUUUUGAUCAGAUAAAAUACAUUCACAAUGUCAUUCUACACGAUAAGAAGUUUGCUAAUGGCUACAAUGCAAUUGGCCUGUCGCAAGGCGGUUUAUUCAUGCGAGCUUUAGCACAAAUGUAUCCAAACCCACCAAUGAGAAAUUUAAUAACGCUUGGAACACCACAUCAAGGUGUUCAUCACUAUCCAAGAUGUCAACAAACACUUGGAAGUAUCUGUAAUCAUAUUCGAAGUUCGAUUAAUCACAUUGCAUACUUACCGUGGAUUCAAAAAAGCGUCGUUCCACUAACUUACUGGCACGAUACAAAUCAUCAACGAUAUCGACGAAAAAGUUCGUUUUUAGCCGUCAUAAACAAUGAGCGAUAUUACAAUGAGAAUUACGUAUCAAAUUUAUUGAAACUGAAUCGAAUUGUUUUGGUAAAGUAUCGAAAAGAUAUUUCAAUAGUACCAAGUGAGUCAUCAUGGUUUGGAUAUUACAAUAGCAAUAGAGUUGAAUAUCCAAUGGAAGAAACUGAAAUCUACAAGAAAAAUAGUUUGGGGCUUCGAUACUUGAAAGACAGCGGAAAAAUGGUUUUUUUGAUGGGACCAGUCGAUCAUUUGAACUUCGAUCCAGCUUGGUUUGAACUUAACAUUAUUCCAUAUCUUAUUUAAUUUCAAAGUGUGUGAUUUUCUUUCUUAGAUGUGAUGAAUAAAGAGUCUUAGAUGAUUGAAGGCUAACGUCAUUAUUCAGAAAAGUUCAUUAAAUGUUUCAUCUGCAUUAACGUAAUUCACA